GAGACGAUCACUCGAUACAGUGUUAUCGCACCGUUCCGCCCGUCUAGGAUAAUAUCAUCUUGCAGCCUUUCCCCCUCCCUCCCAUUCCGAUCUCCGCAGUGAGUCACUACGGGAUUUACCGUCUCGGCUUGCAUACCUUUGGUGGAAUAUAUCGUCAUUUCCGGUGGGACGCAGCGUUACACCGCUCGAUCUAUACACCUCUUUCUGCGUAUCACCCUCGAGAGUCAAAGUUUCCCCUUCUAGAGUUUAAUCGGGGGGAACAGGGCUGCGCCGUUUACCAUUUGGUACCCAUCUGGAACUGCUCUAAAAGACGAUCACAAGCUUAUCACCGCAACGCGACUCCCACAUCAGCGACGCUUCAUUAGGAUUGCCCCGUGCCCCAGGCUCGGAGUCUAGCUCGGUUGCGCAAAGUCAUCUGGCCCGCAUUGGCUUGGUCCUAUCACCGUCGCUGGCCCCAUUCUCGGCCACCCACCAUCGUUGAUAUCUGCAGAUCAUCUGCACCCGCAUAUUGGUUUCCGUCGUGCAUAGUCCCUGCAGAGGUUUCCUCAGCUUGCCCACUCAGGGUGCAUUCCCACUGGCCUACCCGCCGUUUACACUAACGCGGGAGUAAUAGUUACUGCCCUUCUAAAUCUUUAACUCCCCCAUUCUGGAAGGAGAAACAGGUUUUACUCGGAAAGCGAAUAGCGACCAUGGCUACUAAUUCGUUUCGCGAUUCAGUCAACUCAUUGGGCUGGUCUCGGAGGGACCCAGACGUCCCAGUCCGCACUAACGCCUCGUCUACUUCUUUCCUAUCCCGGUUACAGUCCUGGAAUCCGCUCGGCCAAGGCGAGGGAUAUGUGCAACUGCCCACUCACGAAGCUCCAGGAGCUCCCCUCCCAGCUGCAAGUCGACGGGAGGAGGAAGAUAGUUUCUUCGCCUUGAGUCGGUGGGAUCGGAUGCUCGUAUUCAUUGCAUGCAAUGCCGGUGCUGCCGUUUGUUUCUUUAUUUGCUUUUUCUUAUUCCCGGUCCUAACGCUCAAACCCCGCAAAUUUGCCAUCCUAUGGUCUGUGGGUUCCUUACUGUUCUUGCUGUCAUGGGCGGUUCUCAUGGGACCCCUGGUUUACGCUAAGCACUUGGUCUCGGGAUCACGACUACCCUUUACUGCCGCUUAUUUUGGGUCGAUUGCCAUGACCCUGUACUUCGCCGUCGGGCUCCAUAACACCUUCCUCACACUCAUCUCGUCGAUCUUCCAGCUGGCCGCUCUGAUCUGGUACCUGGUCAGCUACUUCCCCAUGGGUAGCACUGGAUUGCAAUUCAUGGGACGGUUCGGAGCCCAACGCGUUACGACUUGGAUGACCAGCUGACUUGCCAUCUUUAUGUUGUGGACUAACCGGUCGUCACCUGAUAGAAACAGCUUAUGUAUUCUACAACUCUAUAUUCCUUGUAUAACUUGAUGGAUGGAUGACGAAUUGGGAGAGAGCGUCCAGAUCUAAAUCGCAUUUAUUUAUGAUCAUGAAUGAAACGGAUUACAAGACUCGCUAUCCUAACACGUCAUCCCAUCACUCAUCUUUACCC
Molecule: messenger RNA, 1554 nt
Organism: Aspergillus alliaceus
Lineage: Eukaryota; Fungi; Ascomycota; Eurotiomycetes; Eurotiales; Aspergillaceae
Product: putative Golgi traffic protein SFT2
Exons: 4
Coding region: 690-1343 (217 amino acids)
Biological process (GO): vesicle-mediated transport
Cellular component (GO): membrane
Source: RefSeq, a predicted model, not a curated record